Molecule: messenger RNA, 2829 nt
Organism: Gekko japonicus
Lineage: Eukaryota; Metazoa; Chordata; Lepidosauria; Squamata; Gekkonidae
Gene: CORIN
Product: corin, serine peptidase
Exons: 20
Coding region: 1-2829 (942 amino acids)
Biological process (GO): peptide hormone processing; acrosome reaction; regulation of blood pressure
Cellular component (GO): membrane
Molecular function (GO): protein binding; serine-type endopeptidase activity
Source: RefSeq, a predicted model, not a curated record
AUGUUGGCCCUGCACCAGCUGCCUCCGGAAGAAGAGCGCUACAGGCAGGUCCUCGCCAAUCAGCGGGCUCCUGCAACAGAUGAAGAUAAUAUGGAGGAUGGCUGCUCUCAGAAGCUGGCUUCUGCCAAGUACCUUCGCCUACUAUUACUCAUACUAAUUCCUUGCAUCUGUGCCCUUAUACUUUUGUUGGUGAUCCUUCUUACAUUGGUUGGUUCCUGCAUAAAUAUCACCUACAGCCAGUGCCAAAUGCUGCCAUAUAACCACACUACUUUAAGUCCAGUGCUUCCCAUUGUCAAAAGCAUUGAAAUUGAAAAAUUUCUCAAGUUCUUCGGUUAUCUCUACCGCCUCAGCUGCUAUCAACACAUCAUGCUGUUCGGCUGUAGCCUUGCUCUUCCUGAGUGCAUCAGUGAUGGUGAUGACAGUUAUGGAAUUCUGCCCUGUAGAUCAUUUUGCGAGGCUGCAAAGGAAGGAUGUGAACCAGUUCUUGGGAUGGUGAAUUCUUCAUGGCCAGAGUUCCUUGCAUGUUCACAAUUCCAUAACAAAACUGAAAGUGACAAUACCACCAGAGUCUGCUUCUCACCACAACGGGAAAGAGGAAAGCACUUGCUUUGUGAAGAGAAUGAGAGCUUCUUGUGCUCAAGUGGAAUUUGCAUCCCAGGGAGACUCCAGUGCAACGGCUACAAUGACUGCGAUGACUGGAGUGAUGAGACACACUGCAACUGCAGUGAAGGAUUGUUCCGCUGCAACACAGGAAAAUGCCUCAGUUACACAUUUGUUUGUGACGGGUAUGAUGACUGCGGAGACCUAAGUGAUGAGCAGAAUUGUGCAUGUCAUAGUCAGGGACUUGUGGAAUGUAAAAAUGGGCAGUGUGUUCCCAGUGCAUUCCGGUGUGAUGGAGACCAUGACUGUAAGGAUGGAAGUGAUGAAGAAAACUGCAGUGAAAGUCAGAUGCUGUGUCACCAAGGAGAUCAGAAAUGUACUUCUACAUCCUGUCCUGAUUCCUGUGGCAACUCUUCUCUCUGUAAUGUGAAUAGCAGCCGUGUGAACUGUAGUCAGUGUGAGCCAAUUACAUUGGAACUGUGCAUGAAUCUGCCUUAUAAUUAUACUAAUUUCCCCAAUUACUUGGGCCAUCGAACACAGAAAGAAGCCUCCAUCAGUUGGGAGUCCUCUCUGUUCCCAGCUUUGGUUCAAACUAAUUGUUACAAAUAUUUGAUGUUUUUCGCCUGCACAAUCCUGGUGCCAAAAUGCAAUCCUCAAACAAACCAACGAAUUCCGCCAUGCAGAGCACUUUGUGAACAGUCCAAGGAACGAUGUGAGUCUGUCCUUGGGAUUGUGGGCUUACAAUGGCCAGAAGACACUGACUGUACUCAGUUCCCGGAAGAAAAUUCGGGCAACCAAACCUGUCUAACCCCUGAUGAGGAUGUAGAAGAAUGCUCACCCAGUCACUUCAAAUGUCGCUCGGGGAGAUGUGUCUUAUCCUCCCGAAGAUGUGAUGGGCAAGCAGACUGUGAAGAUGAUAGCGAUGAAGAGAACUGUGGUUGCAAAGAACGAGGCCUUUGGGAAUGUCCCUCAAGCAAACUGUGUAUCAAAUAUACAAUGAUAUGUGAUGGCUUUCCAGACUGUCCUGAUAAGGUGGAUGAAAAAAAUUGUUCAUUUUGCAAAAAGGAUGAGCUUGCAUGUGCCAACCAUGACUGUGUACCCCAUAAGGGGUGGUGUGAUGGGCAGAUAGACUGUGCAGACAAAUCAGAUGAAUGGAACUGUGUGACUGUGUCUAAAAACAUGAGCUCCUUGAUGUUUCUGACUGUUCACAGGUCAGCUACCACUUACCACGUAUGUGCUGAUGGAUGGGAAGAAAAUUUAAGCCACUUAGCAUGCAGACAAAUGGGUUUAGGGGGGCCACCUGUGACAGAAAUUGUACCAGAUUAUAAACAGCUACAUCAUGAGAACUGGUUGAAUCUGCCAUCUGAACGGGAAAGCAAAAAUGCAUCAACCGUUCACUCCCUUUUAGUGGCAGGGUUGCCAUGCAGAAGCAACAGCGUGAUAUCCCUUCUGUGCACCAAAGAAGAUUGUGGGCGUCGCCCUGCAGCACGUAUGAGCAAGAGGAUCCUUGGUGGCAGGACCAGUCGCCCAGGACGAUGGCCGUGGCAGUGCUCCCUGCAAAGCGAGCCAAGUGGGCACAUUUGUGGCUGUGUUCUCAUUGGGAAAAAAUGGGUAUUGACAGUGGCACACUGCUUUGAGGGGAGAGAAAACCCUGCUGUCUGGGAAGUGGUUUUUGGCAUCAACAACUUGGAUCAUCCUUCAGUCUUCAUGCAGACCCGCAUGGUGAAGACGAUUAUUCUGCACCCCCGGUAUAACCGAGCUGUGGUGGACUAUGAUAUCAGCAUUGUGGAACUUAAUGAAGACAUCAACGAGACAAGCUAUGUCAGGCCAGUCUGCCUACCCAGCAGGGAGCAGUUAGUUGAGCCAGAUACCUAUUGCUACAUCACUGGCUGGGGACACAUGGGCAACAAAAUGCCUUUCAAACUUCAAGAAGGAGAAGUUCGAAUUAUUUCCUUGGAACAGUGUCAAUCAUACUUUGAUAUGAAGACCAUCACCACCAGGAUGUUAUGUGCAGGUUAUGAGUCUGGCACUGUGGACUCCUGCAUGGGUGACAGUGGAGGACCCCUGGUGUGUGAACAGCCUGCCGGGCGCUGGACAUUGUUUGGGUUAACCUCGUGGGGCUCUGUCUGCUUUUCCAAAGUUUUGGGACCUGGAGUUUAUAGCAAUGUGUCUCAUUUUACUGAAUGGAUUGAACGGCAAAUCUACAUCCACACCUUUCUGCUCGGCUGA